Molecule: messenger RNA, 1005 nt
Organism: Penicillium malachiteum
Lineage: Eukaryota; Fungi; Ascomycota; Eurotiomycetes; Eurotiales; Aspergillaceae
Product: dihydroflavonal-4-reductase
Exons: 2
Coding region: 1-1005 (334 amino acids)
Molecular function (GO): oxidoreductase activity, acting on the CH-OH group of donors, NAD or NADP as acceptor
Source: RefSeq, a predicted model, not a curated record
AUGUCUAAAUCUCUUGUUUUCAUCACUGGAGCCACAGGCUUCAUUGGCUCCCAUGUUGUGGCCUCCACGCUUCAGGCUGGCUACCGUGUGCGACUCAGUAUCCGGAAGGCUGAACAGGAGUCGCUUGUUCGAAGUCGGUAUCCCGAGUUCAGCAACAACAUCGAAGUAGUUGUGCUCCCUGAUCUCUCCAAGCCAGAGGCAUUUAGCGAGAAUCUUCAUGGUGUGGACUACGUCUUCCACCUCGCCUCUCCAAUGCCUGGGCGCGGCAAUGAUAUCCACCGCGACUAUGUCGAUCCCGCUGUUAAUGCAACUCUCGCGAUUUUGAAUGCCGCCCAGGCAUUCAAACAGAUCAAGAAAGUCGUCAUAGUUUCAUCAGUGCUGGCCCUGGCCCCGGCAAAUGCUGUCAUUUCUCAGAGUGUCUCUGUGAAAGAUAACACUGGAGAGCCCAACCCUGUUGACCUUGAUGCGACCUUCCCAGAGGGCUUUAGUGGCCACGCGCUCAAGUAUUCUGCUUCCAAGAUCAAGGCCCACGAAGCCACCCGGGACUUCCUCGUCAACAAUACUCCUCACUAUAACCUGAUAACUUUCCAUCCAGUCUUUGUGUUGGGUGAUAGCCUGAUUCAACAGAGUGCGGAAGAUCUCGGCGGUAUGAACGGCAUCUUUUGGAUGUCUCUGUUUUCUGAGAAGCCUCAGCUUGCGAAUGCCUGGGUACAUGUGCGUGACGUCGCGGACGCUCAUGUGAAGGCAUUGGAGAUUGAUAUUGAAACUGGCAAGGAGUUUAUUCUGUCUCGUCCGGUGGUCUCGUGGGACGAAGCUGUGUCUUAUGUGAAGGAGAAGUAUCCCGCUCUUGGAUGCAAGCUGCAAGGCCCCUUCCAGGGAGGUUGGACUGUCGAUACCACCGCAGCGGAUCAGACAUUUGGUCCGAAGUGGCGCUCGGAGUCUACUAUCAUUGAUGAUAUUGUCAACCAGCAGCUGGGUUUCCGGGCUAAGGCGUCGUCUAUUUAG